This is a messenger RNA of Paraphaeosphaeria sporulosa, 2042 nucleotides long. RefSeq lists its product as uncharacterized. The transcript has 5 exons. Gene Ontology annotation, biological process: regulation of DNA-templated transcription; DNA-templated transcription. Gene Ontology annotation, molecular function: DNA-binding transcription factor activity, RNA polymerase II-specific; zinc ion binding; DNA binding. Bases 97 to 1917 code for a protein of 606 amino acids. Gene Ontology annotation, cellular component: nucleus. The record is from RefSeq and is a predicted model, not a curated record. Lineage: Eukaryota; Fungi; Ascomycota; Dothideomycetes; Pleosporales; Didymosphaeriaceae.
ACCCUUUCCAUUUCACACUGUACCAUCGAGUAAGCUGACUAACUCGGCUUAUUCCGGCGGUCUUUUUUUCUGGUUAACGUCUGCCGCAUAUACCUUAUGGCAGCACAGGCUCAAGGCGUUCCCACCGGGCCGACACUACCGAUCGUCGCAUGCUUACGAUGUAGAGAACAAAAGCUCAAAUGCGGUCGGGAGCAGCCAUCUUGCGAGCGCUGUCGGAAGCAAGAUGCUGCAUGCACUUACCCGCCACCACCAGAUCGGAAGCGGAUCGCCGCUGAGAAGAACCGAUCAAAGGCCUCCCAAUCGAACAAUUCAUCGCACACACGUGAGCAUGAGUCUUCGUCUUCGGAGGCCAAUGCAGCGAAGAGGCGCCGAAUCAGCCAUGAUACCACCGGUCCAUUCAAUUGCCUGGCAGAGCCUGAAGCCGCAGAUCUACCAUCUACAGAAAUCGGCCUACUGCUCCAAGAAGUAUACUACAAACGUAUAUACAACGCCCACUUGAUGUUCCACAAAACGGUCGCGUUCCAGGUCUAUAUGUUGAAUAAGACGCCGGACUAUCUUCAGCGGGCGAUAUUCGCACAUGGAGCAUUAUUUCUGCAAGAAGUAGACCCGCAAUAUCAGAAAUACGUUAAAGCAUAUCCAAUGCAGACACUUUAUGAAAGGUCAUGGUCGUGGGCACAUGCGGCAAGCGUGCAAGUUCUCUCGCACGUCGAUGAGCCAUCUGUCCUGAAGGUACAGACGCUCCUGAUAUUACAGCAAUUCUACUGGGCGCGCGGCGAAAUCGUCCGCGCCAAAGUUCACGCCACGUUGGCAUGGCGCUUGAGCGAGUUGCUCGGCUAUGGCAAACUGUGCGAAAUGGAGGAAGAUCCUACUCUGAUGAACCCCAGCCUCGUGUUCGAUCGUGAGAUAAGAAGACGAUCUUUCUGGGCUAGCUGGGCUACCAUGUGUCUUCACAGCGAGGAAAUGCACCGAAUAGUUGAGAGCGUGUAUUGUCUACCACUACCGGCAACAUUCGGCCCAGGAGGUUCCAUUCAAGGUGUAGACCUCAUACAUGGCAAGAAGUUGAUCGACGUAUGGAAGUUGUAUGAGUCCCCUAUACGAGACGACCCAGACGACUGCAAGCCUAGCUCUUUGAUGGCAGAGUUGAUGAAACUAUUGGGAAUCUGGGCCCAAAUCCGAGCUUGGGCGUCAAUAGUCGACGAUGGCCGCUGGGAUUCACAAGCAAUGCAAGAAAUUGAGCGGAUAGAGAAGUGUCUCAACCAAGUCGAGCCUUAUAUGCAAUUUCCUGUCGGGGAUAUCUUCGCCAAGGCCAAGUCCUAUGAUGAAAGCCCUGAAUUUCUUGUAUGCGUCUGCUCCGUGUACUACAUAAGCCGGAUUUUCCUAGAGUCUCACAAGAUGCUCGUUCAAAGCACUAGACUGCAAUCGCUCGGAGCGGGGCCAGAAUUUUACGUCGAUGCUAUAGGCAGAAUCAUUGCAGAGUCGAUGCAAUUCAUUCGGCUACUGAAGCAACUCCUUGACAACGGACAGGACAUCACAAGACUGUGGCAUGUCACAGGGUAUACGGCGUUUAUAGUAGGACGGAUAAUGGCGUACUUGCUUGGUCUCCAACGAUCGAAAUCGUUUAAUCUCAUGUCCCCAUCACAGGCCCUCGAAUUCCGGUCAGAAGGAACAAAAACCUGCCAGACUGUGCUAGAAAUCCUAAGCAUCUAUUGGAAACCUCUGAAAUCAUUACUGGCAAAUUUGGACGCGAUCACAAAACUCGCAGACGAUGGUACACACACAGGGGUAUCCUAUCCAUGGGAAUACAUAAAUUUCCUCCCCGAUUGUGAGCCAAAACCAGACAUUGGCAUUCGAGAACAAGCCUUCAACCAUAAUCUCCUCGCCCUUAGCCUCCAAAAGAGCAAGCCGCAAUUUGGAUAGUGAGUCGCCAGCUGCUAGCACGAUCGACAGCGCAGACUAUCUCUCAGAUGUUCCAGGACAGCGUGGAAGGGAAUACAAAAAAGCAAAAUGUGCGAGGAAUCCAUGACUAGAUAUGUCCAAGCUGC